Messenger RNA from Aureobasidium vineae, 801 nucleotides. The record is from the annotation of a GenBank genome assembly. Lineage: Eukaryota; Fungi; Ascomycota; Dothideomycetes; Dothideales; Saccotheciaceae.
AUGGCGCUACCGCUGAAGCCAGGCCUGACGCCGGCCGAGGUGGCCUUCCUGUGCGAGAUGGAGAUGGUGACGGUGAUACCUCGCCAGCGCCUCGAGUCGCUCGAGCUGCUCGGAGGCCCUACCAAAGCCCUUACACCACCCUUUCCCACGCCGCUACCUCUAUGGCUCGCCUUGCUACUCAAACGCCAGCGUCGCGCAAACAUCCUGCCUCCACCCUGGCUCAACCCCGAAGCUCUCUCCGCCAUCCUCGACAUCGAGGUCGACAACGAAGACCUCUUCUCUCCACCACCUCCGCUUCCUGCAGCAAAGACUCUACCAUCAGAUCAAUAUCUGGACCAGACUGCUUUGGAAGUAUCAGCUCCUUUCUUACCCUCGAGUACCUCAAACGCUGCACCGGAUGCCUUACCUUACCACUGGCUGGAGCUGAGCCACAUGCUCCUGUCGCAUGCAUCCGAUGACUUUCAGGAGCCCGAUACCGUCAGGCGUUUGCUGCGCGAUCUCAAGGAGGUGCGCAUGGCCAAGCUCAGAAAAGGUAUAAGGGUGCUGGAUGCUGGUGCAGGCGUACAAAUGAACGGUGUGGGAGCUCUCGAGAUUGCCGAAUCGAGAACCUUUAUCGCUGGUGUCGUUGACGGCCUGAGGUAUCUCACUCCGUAUCACAACAUCCCAACAAGCCUGCUAACAUGCAUCACAGAAAGANUCGGUGCCUCGAGAGAACAGACGCGCAAGGAAAGAGACGCCGAAGAUGCCGAGAACGGCUAUGCUGCGAGCUCAAUCGACGACCAAGACGAUGACAUGUUAUGA